GGCUCUGCCGGUGAUGUUCGCUGUCACUCUGGAUCUCAGGAUAUUUGCCAACAAUGCGGAGCAGCAGCUGCAGAAGAAGAGCAAAGGUCAGCCGGGCGAGAUGUUGGAGAAAGCAGCCGAGCAGCUGAUGAGCUGCUUCAGAGUGUGUGCCAGCGACAAUCGUGCGGGGAUCGAGGACUCGAAGAAGUGGGGGAUGAUGUUUCUGAGCAACCAGCUCUUCAAGAUCUACUUCAAGAUCAAUAAGCUGCACCUGUGUAAGCCUCUGAUCCGAGCCAUCGACAGCUCCAACCUGAAGAACGACUACAGUCCGGCUCAGAAAGUCACCUACAAAUACUACGUGGGCCGCAAGGCCAUGUUCGACAGCGACUUCAAGCCGGCCGAGGAGUUUCUGUCGUACGCCUUCCACCACUGCCAUCGCUCCAGUCAGAAGAACAAGAGGAUGAUCCUCAUCUACCUGCUGCCCGUCAAGAUGCUGCUGGGUCACAUGCCGACUCAUCAGCUCCUGAGGAAGUAUGACCUCAUGCAGUUCGCUGACGUCACCAAGGCUGUGAGCGAGGGGAACCUGCUGCUGCUGAACGAGGCUUUGGCCAAACACGAGACCUUCUUCAUCCGCUGUGGGAUCUUCCUCAUCCUGGAGAAGCUGAAGAUCAUCACCUACAGGAACCUCUUCAAGAAAGUGUAUCUGCUGCUGCGGACGCACCAGCUGCCUCUGGACGCCUUCCUGGUGUCUCUGAAGAUGAUGCAGCUGGACGACGUGGACAUCGACGAGGUGCAGUGUAUCCUGGCCAACCUCAUCUACAUGGGUCACAUCAAAGGUUACAUCUCCCACCAGCACCAGAAGCUUGUGGUCAGUAAACAGAAUCCAUUCCCUCCUCUGUCCUCAGUCUCCUAGACUACGUUACCCACAAUCCCCUCCGGCUGCCACGCUCCACAGGGAAAACUAUUCUAUUCAUUCUUUUUUUUAUUUUGUACUGUAAAAAAUUGUUGAAUAAAACAGAUGCUGGUUUGUA
Molecule: messenger RNA, 1010 nt
Organism: Morone saxatilis (striped sea-bass)
Lineage: Eukaryota; Metazoa; Chordata; Actinopteri; Moronidae
Gene: pcid2
Product: PCI domain containing 2
Biological process (GO): poly(A)+ mRNA export from nucleus; transcription elongation by RNA polymerase II; post-transcriptional tethering of RNA polymerase II gene DNA at nuclear periphery
Cellular component (GO): transcription export complex 2
Molecular function (GO): RNA binding; double-stranded DNA binding
Source: RefSeq, a predicted model, not a curated record